Molecule: messenger RNA, 2224 nt
Organism: Populus trichocarpa (black cottonwood)
Lineage: Eukaryota; Viridiplantae; Streptophyta; Magnoliopsida; Malpighiales; Salicaceae
Product: probable serine/threonine-protein kinase At1g54610
Exons: 7
Coding region: 232-1881 (549 amino acids)
Biological process (GO): protein phosphorylation; positive regulation of transcription elongation by RNA polymerase II
Cellular component (GO): nucleus; cyclin-dependent protein kinase holoenzyme complex
Molecular function (GO): RNA polymerase II CTD heptapeptide repeat kinase activity; cyclin-dependent protein serine/threonine kinase activity; ATP binding
Source: RefSeq, a predicted model, not a curated record
GCAACAGCAGGAAGAAGCAACUCAUAGUUUUUUUUUUUGACUGUGGUGUGCCCAACUCCAAAUCAUUACUUCCCCUUUUCCUUUUCUCUCAAAAAAAGCCACCUCUCUCUCUCUCUCCCUCCCUUGUUCCUUUUUAGAAAAAUAAAUAAAAAAUCGAUUGCUAAUAAGGGUUUUUGAGUGACACAGAGAGGAGGGAUUGUGGACUGUAAUGAGGAAGAAGAGUGACAGCAAAUGGGGUGUGUGUUCGGGAAAGAGCUGAAUGCGAAGAAAUGUGCGGUGGAGAGAGAGGGUGGUGGUGGAGAGCGGAGGAGAGAAGUGGAAGUUAGGGUUGCGAAGGCGGAGGAGAAUGAGGUUUGUAAUGGAGAAAAUGAGAAGGGAAAUAAUAAUGACGUGGUGGAGGAAAGACGGAGAAGAGAAAAGAGGAAUAGGUCUUCAAAACCUAAUCCGAGAUUAGGUAAUGCUCCUAAGCAUAUACAUGGUGAACAGGUUGCUGCUGGCUGGCCUUCCUGGCUCUCUGCUGUUGCUGGUGAAGCUAUCAAUGGUUGGACCCCUCGUCGCGCUGAUACCUUUGAAAAACUUGAUAAGAUUGGGCAAGGGACAUAUAGUAAUGUGUACAAAGCCAGGGAUACAUUGACGGGGAAAAUUGUUGCAUUGAAGAAGGUUCGGUUUGACAAUUUGGAGCCCGAGAGUGUCAAGUUCAUGGCUAGGGAGAUUUUGAUUUUGCGUCGAUUGGAUCAUCCCAAUGUUGUGAAACUAGAAGGUUUGGUGACAUCAAGGAUGUCUUGUAGUUUAUAUCUUGUAUUUGAGUACAUGGAACAUGAUUUAGCUGGACUUGCAGCGAGUCCUAAUAUCAAGUUCACGGAGCCUCAGGUGAAAUGUUACAUGCAUCAGUUGUUAUCCGGCCUUGAACAUUGUCACAAUCGCUGUGUGCUCCAUCGUGAUAUUAAAGGUUCAAAUCUUCUUAUUGGCAAUGAUGGAGUUCUCAAAAUUGCUGACUUUGGGCUGGCUUCCUUUUUUGAUCCUAAUCACAAGCAGCCUAUGACUAGCAGGGUGGUUACCCUAUGGUACCGACCCCCAGAGCUUCUUCUCGGGGCCACUGAUUAUGGUGUUGGUGUGGACCUCUGGAGUGCUGGUUGCAUUCUCGCUGAGUUAUUGGCUGGAAAGCCUAUCAUGCCUGGUCGUACCGAGGUGGAGCAACUACACAAGAUAUUUAAACUAUGUGGCUCCCCAUCUGAAGAGUAUUGGAAAAAGUCAAAGCUGCCACAUGCAACCAUAUUUAAGCCCCAACAAUCAUACAAGCGAUGUAUAGCUGAGACUUUUAAAGACUUUCCACCAUCAUCACUGCCUCUAAUUGAGACUCUUCUUGCAAUUGACCCAGCAGAACGUCGAACUGCUACAGCUGCAUUGAGGAGUGAAUUCUUCACUACCAAGCCUUAUGCUUGUGAUCCUUCCAGUCUUCCAAAAUAUCCUCCGAGCAAGGAAAUGGAUGCUAAAUUACGUGAUGAAGAAAGUAGAAGAUUGAGAGCAGUUGGGAAGGCUAGUGCUGAUGGUAUGAAGAAGGCACGCUCACGUGACCGGGUUGCAAGGGCAAAUCCUGCUCCAGAAGCUAAUGCUGAACUUCAAGCUAAUCUUGAUAGGCGCCGUUUAAUAACUCAUGCAAAUGCAAAGAGCAAAAGCGAGAAAUUUCCUCCUCCGCACCAAGAUGGGACACUUGGCUACCCGUUGGGUUCUUCACAUCACAUCGAUCCUGUUUUUGAUCCACCUGAUGUCCCAUUCAGUACCACAAAUUUCUCAUAUUCAAAAGCACAUAUCCAGACUUGGUCAGGGCCAUUGGUGGAUCCAGCUGCAGUUGGCGCUCCAAAAAGAAAGAAACAGAGAUAAAAAUGCUGCUCAAGUCAGAGAAAGACGGCAUGUAAUAUAAUUCCUAUUAUUUGUGAGAUUAUCCAUGAGGCUGCAGAAGCUGCUGAUGCUGUGCUUGUUUCCAUUCCGGGAAAGCCAAUUAAAUUGCAAGGAGAGGUAAAAUAACUUUAUAUUCAUUUUUCUCGUCUCUUGUUCCAUUAUUUUGUAUGCUGAGAAACUUUUCUAGUAUUGUAUAUGUUCUUUUUGUUAUUUCUUGUUUCAUUAGAAAAACUCUAUUUAGGUUAGUGGAAAGAUUAAUGAAUUUGUAUUGGGAACUCAUUUUGUGUUUGGAGUAUUUUUUGCUAAUUUUUAAGGUUCACCUGUA